Pseudoliparis swirei is the source of this 3323-nucleotide messenger RNA. RefSeq names its product dicarboxylate carrier SLC25A8-like. Gene Ontology annotation, molecular function: oxidative phosphorylation uncoupler activity. Gene Ontology annotation, biological process: mitochondrial transport; response to cold; mitochondrial transmembrane transport. NCBI's taxonomy places the organism in Eukaryota, Metazoa, Chordata, Actinopteri, Perciformes, Liparidae. The record is from RefSeq and is a predicted model, not a curated record. Gene Ontology annotation, cellular component: mitochondrial membrane. The transcript is spliced from 6 exons. The coding region runs from base 648 to 1586 and encodes 312 amino acids.
UCAGUUAAAGGUGACAUAACUCAAGAAUGCAUGGAACAUUCACACAUGACUUCUCUACUGUACAUGUGCAAACACAUCACGGCUUGUCUCUGUGCACCAGCUUGGUUGUGUAACUGGAUAUAUUGGUAGUUUUAAAAUGCUGUUUUCAGCUAAAUAAGUUGAAUGUACGUUUGGUUUUUCAGGUGCAUUUUAGAAUAAUACCACAAAAGGUCAUUCAAAUGAGUCCAGCGUAGUAGAGUAUAACUGGAUUUGAAAGAGGAGGCAAACAAGCUGUGCAUACUCACACAGACCACUGUUUGGAGUGACUGAUGUCUGGCAUGGAACAGGUUUAAAAGCAGCAAAAGCAAACCUUCACCAAGUGGGCGUGUUUCUUGUUGCGGUGCAGGAAGGGGCGGGACCUCAGGUCUGCUCAUCGAGCGGUGAGGUGUGCGGAAGCUGGUAGGGGUGUUUAAAAGUGGCAGAAAUGUGGAGUUUUUUAAUUUAUUUUUUAAUGACUUGUAUUUUUAAGACCUGAAGCUUUACGUCGGCUGCUUGUAACGUCAGCGACACGCCCAUCUGGAUCUGACAUGGAGGACAGAUGAUUCACCUUCACCUAUUUCCAUUGUGCUUUAUUCUGUUCAGUCCUCUGUCCUCUGAGCUCAUGAAUCAUGGUUGGUGGUGGAGGAGCUGCUGAUCUGUCCCCGACGGUCGCUGUCAAGAUCUUUUCAGCCGGAACAGCUGGCUGUGUGGCCGAACUGGCCACUUACCCCCUGGACACAGCCAAAGUGAGACUGCAGAUUCAAGGUGAAUCCAAGCACUCACUGGAAGGCUCAAGGAUACAAUACAGAGGUGUGUUCGGUACCAUCCUCACCAUUGUGAAGACCGAGGGCCCCCGGAGUCUUUACAAUGGACUGGUGGCGGGGCUGCAUCGACAGGCGUGCUUCGCCUCAGUCCGCAUCGGCCUGUAUGACACCAUGAAGCAAUUCUACACCAACGGGUCGGAGAAUGCAGGCAUCGGGGCUCGGCUGCUGGCAGGCUGCUCCACGGGGGCCAUGGCGGUGGCCUUUGCGCAGCCCACUGAUGUGGUGAAAAUCCGGUUCCAGGCUCAGGUCCGCUUGCCUACGAGCGGCACUGUGAAGAGAUACAACAGCGCGUUUGACGCCUACAAGACCAUCGCCAGGGAUGAGGGCGUCAGAGGGCUCUGGAAAGGUUGUCUGACAAACAUAACUCGCAAUGCCAUCGUGAACUGCUCUGAGCUGGUGACGUACGACAUCAUUAAGGACUACAUCCUGAAGUACAACGUGAUGACAGACAACAUGCCGUGUCACUUCACAGCGGGCUUUGCAGCGGGUUUCUGCACCACCGUCGUGGUGUCUCCGGUGGAUGUGGUGAAAACACGCAUCAUGAAUUCAAUGCCUGGGAAGUACAGCGGCGCUAUUAACUGUGCAGUAAUCAUGCUGAUGAAAGAGGGACCCACAGCUUUCUAUAAGGGAUUUAUUCCCGCGUUUCUCCGUCUGGGUUCCUGGAACAUUGUGAUGUUUAUGAGCUACGAGCAGAUUAAGAGAGCUUUCAUAAGAUUCCAACAGUCCCGAGAUGCUGCAGUCUGACAGCCGGUGUGUUGUUACUGAUGUGCUAUCACCACAACUGUCUGUAUCGAGCAGCACGUGCUGAGACAAUGUGCUCUCUCUCUCAAGGAAUAAACAACACUUUUUGAGGAAACUACCCUCGAACGAAAAACUCUCAGGAUGAUAGACGUUGAAUUGUUACUCACAAUUCACACAUCAUUAGAAUAGCUCAGGCAAUGUUUCUGACAAUGUUUUGAAUUUCCCUUUUUCCAUUGAGGACGUGUUUGCAUGUCACAGUAGGAAAAGCACAGGUGUAAAUGCUGAAAUGCUGAUGGCUCAAUUCCAUUUAGCUGCUUCAGUUGCAGGGUCUUUGUAUUGUGUCGUGGUUUACUGAGACACCUUUAUUGAACAGGGUCAUUACUAGUGUUAAAAAUAUAUAAACUGAGAACAUUAAUUAUUUACUGGGUGAAGUCUGGUGUGAAUGGGGAUGCAGGGCUAACCCACUGUUAAAAAAAGCACAGUAACUUAUUAUUUUUUGCAUUUGUAUUGUAUUUCAUAUCUAGUGCCAUGUGAAAUGUUUGUAUGCAGUCUUUUAUAUAAAUGUUUAGGAAUUAGGGUUGCAAUUAACUGUAAACAUUUUUUUUCAAUGAAUCACUUAAUUUGUUGGUCUUUAAAUGGGAAUUUGUCUCUUCUUUUGUCUGACUAACAGUCCAAACCUCAAUGGUAUUCAGAUUUGCUGUCACAUAAGAGCAACAAAUCCUCACAGUUGAGAAGCUGGAACCAGGGAAUUUCUGGGAAGAGUUGAUUUUCUGUUAAUCUACGAGUGGAUUCAAUCAUUUUAGGAAUGGGGAACAGUUCUUUAGGCUUUACUGCCAAAUUAAACAUUAAGUUUGGGAUGGAAUUGACCUCUAAAUCACAAAACGGGAAUUUUCAAACUGACAUUGACCAACAUUUCAUACACGACAAACCCCACCUAGUGUCACUCUAUUCCUGCACUAUCUCCAGGCCGCUGUCAUAGAUACUCUACUGUAUAAUCCACUUUAAAUGUGAAGAUACCCCCCCACACACACACACACACAACUGUGUGAUACGUGUAAAUACAGCCAGCCAGUGAAACGCUUUUCAGAAAAGAAUACAAAAAUGUAUGGCAGCUGUGUUUCCAUUUAUGCUUGUUUAUGUGUGUGGCCCAUUGCUGCUUGUUGUGUACAGAAAUGCUAUAUGGGAUAUAAUACAACUGUAUGCUUUUCAGCGAAGGGUGUCUUAAUAAUUGUCAUAAUUUGAUUCGACAUUCACUCAUUCCUGUGCAGAAAUAACUGGUUAUUCCAUCGAACAAUGCAGAGACACGGAGGUGAAAGAGGCGAGAAGCACAACAAAGGCAGCUGACGGACAAGAAGAUUGGCCAAUUUGAAUCUUGUGGGACAAAAGAAGCCGCUGACAAAGGUGUAACUGAAGUCUGUGGUGCAACAAAAGCCUCUGAACACGCUCCACCUUGCUGAUCAGCUCCUGUAGUGCCAGUGAGGCUUCUCCAUGGCGGAGGUAGUAUGGCGAGCUGCGAGCGUUUAAGACCAGUUGAUUGCUCCUCUGCUGACCUUGGCAGGAGUCUCUGCACACAGACGAUCAGAGAUAUCGAGUGUCUGCGAGCAGUUCAACUUCGCUGAGCCAACAGUGACCAACUUUUUUCUGAUCGAGGAAACACUCAUUUUUUCUUACCAGAUAUGAUGCUGCACAUUUGCUUUCAGUCUGUCUGUCAAUAAUCUAUCAUAAAGAUGAGUGACCACA